This is a messenger RNA of Ustilaginoidea virens, 1077 nucleotides long. RefSeq lists its product as uncharacterized. Gene Ontology annotation, cellular component: ribosome; cytosolic large ribosomal subunit. The record is from RefSeq and is a predicted model, not a curated record. Bases 1 to 1077 code for a protein of 358 amino acids. Lineage: Eukaryota; Fungi; Ascomycota; Sordariomycetes; Hypocreales; Clavicipitaceae. The transcript has 3 exons. Gene Ontology annotation, molecular function: structural constituent of ribosome; RNA binding. Gene Ontology annotation, biological process: translation.
AUGUCUGCACUGCGUGAGGGUGGCCGUCUGGCAAGGGCCAUCGGCCAAGUGCGGCUGCCGCUCCGCCCACUACACCCCUGCGGCAGACGGUCUGUGUCUACAGGAGUGGACGAGGCCGAGGCUCCAAAGUUGGGUCAUCUGGCCGACCUGGAAUCAACCACGACAUUCACGUCUUCUGAGCCCGACCAGGAGGCGAUUGACGCCUUCGAUUCCGCAACCAAGUCGAGCGCAAGGGAGAGAAGGCUGCCCGGUAGUCGAUAUCAGUACCAUCCCCCAAAGUACUACCGCGGCCCUCUGCAUCCCGUCCAGGCACCCCCAUCAUCAGAUCCGACCGCUCGCGACUUUGUACCGGGCCCUUUCAGCUUCCCCCGGUUAAAGCACACCUACGACAGCACCAUCGCGCCGGAUCUAUUAACGUUGACCUACCAACACACUCCUCCAGGGACGGUGCCGCCCAGUUCGGAAAAGGGUGUUUUGAGACAAUGGGACGGCUCGUCCCCGUAUCACAAGAACAGACCUAGGCGUGGACCUCGAGGCGGCGGCUCAUCAAGACUCGGCAUACUCGAGCGCGACAUUGAGUGGAACAAUAUUCCAGAGAUCGAGGCCGUCACCGUAAACUCGUAUGCUCCCAUGUCCUCUCAGAACAAGGAGUACCUUCAUGUUGCUCGUGCCGUUGUCCAAGCCAUCACUGGCGCCUUUCCCUCAGUCACCACCGUGAAACACCACGUUAUUCAUUGGGGUGUUCACAAGGGCGACAAAGCCGGCGCCAAGGUGACAUUGCGUGGUGGUGCGGCAUACGACUUUGUCGACAAGCUGGUCACGUUGGUUCUGCCCAAGAUCAAGGAUUGGCCUGGCAUCAAGGCUUCGACUGGCGAUGAUUCCGGCAAUCUGGCCUUUGGCAUGAAGCCCGAGUGGAUGGCGUACUUUCCGGAGAUUGAGUUUAACUACGACAUGUACCCUUCCAAGCUGAUGCCUGGCUGCGACAUUUUCAUCCACACCACCGGCACGUCCGACCGGCAGGGUCGCUUGCUGAUGGAGGCUCUUGGGUUCCCGUUUUAUGGCAAGGCAACCCGCUGA